UUCAACUUGGUUUGUGUUGGUAGAGAAAAAAAGAAAACAAGGAAGACAAAGAUCUAUAUAAAUCUGAGUAAAAAUCUAUUUUUAGAAGAUCCUCAUCGAAACGUUUUCGGUUUAGUUAGUAUACGGGUGAGGAAUUUGUGGAAUUCGAACGAUUUCGAAUCCACCAGCGUUGCAAGUGCCAUCUCGCGAGGUAUUUGGUCGGUGGGCAAGUCUUCUCGGUUUAUUAGAGAGAGCUUGGUGAUUUUUUUUGUGUCCUAUACGUUCCUAAAGUGUGUGUGUUCCGUUUUUGGGGCCGGCAUCGUCUAAAUUUGCACCCUUUUAUUCGCAGCUUUCAGUUCUUACUUCUAUGUUCAAACAUAAAAGUGUUGAGAAGAAUUCUUUUGGGGCUUUUCGAUUAUGAGCGCUCUACAACAAACGAACCGUUUUAGAUCACGAAUUCUACCACCACAAGGUUUUACCCAAAGUUUAAGUGGUAGCGAAACAGAUGUAUCAACAUCAAAUGAAAAUUUAUCAAAUGAAGAGAAAUAUGUUAUUAGACACACACCAAGGCAAGAGCCGCAAGGACAAGAAAAUUUGCAAUCUUCAAAUAGGAGCUCACUCAGAGAUAGUUUACCAUCAAAUAGAAGUUCUUUGGACGUUUCUUCGUCGUCUUAUAACACCCUGAUUAUUCACAGCGCCGGGGAUGAACCUUGGUUUGGAAGAAAUUCAGGUACGAGUGACACAAACCCGCCGAGUUAUAUUAAUCACCAAACCUCGUUGAGCCAGGAGAAUAAAUUAUCGCCAAUUCAAAAACGAAUUUCACCAUCGACAUCGAUAAACAGUUCUGGUUUACAAGAAAUAACCGAUAUUCCCGACGAUUAUUUGAAUCAAUCCUCAGUUUUGAAACAUUUAGCUAAAGAAGUCAAAGUUAUUAAAGAUCCGCAAGAAACGUCGAAUCAAUCUCAAAAAGGGAUGGAUUUAAAAUAUGAUUUUGAAGGGAGACCGCCUCCGCCCGAAUAUCCCAAAUGGGGGGGCAAAUCAAAAGAGAAAACCGAUAAAUUUAAUUUAUCCAAAUCUCAACCGGAUCUUUCAAAAAUUGGGUUGGGUAAAAUCGGCGGGGAUUUAGCCGCGUUUAAAAAAACCGUUACGGCUCCACGCCCUAAAACGAGAGGCCGAGAGGAAUACGAUGCCGGAAAAGAUGAAAAUGAAAUGUGGCAACUUUCCGAAACCAUCGAGCUGUUGAUGCAAGAAAAUAACGCUUUGAAACAGGAAUUAAAUAGUUGUUAUCAAAGAGUUGCCAAAACACAAAAGGUAAAUUAACAAUAAUAUUUGUCUUAUAGUUAGG
Messenger RNA from Onthophagus taurus, 1324 nucleotides. The record is from RefSeq and is a predicted model, not a curated record. Lineage: Eukaryota; Metazoa; Arthropoda; Insecta; Coleoptera; Scarabaeidae.